UCGGCUAGUUUUUGAUUGACGGACAAAGUCCAACAUCCUCGUUAUAACACGGAGACGGAGACUUCGAGCUUUCCCUUCUUCCCUCAUCCCGUUUCUAGCGCAAAUCAGCCCUCGCGCAAUACAAUAUGGCAACCAAUACACCAAACGCCCUACCUCAUGUCCUCGUAAUGGGGGGGUGCGGCUUCCUUGGCUCUCAUAUCGUCCACGCUUUACUCGCCCUUCCUUCUCCUCCAUCAGUGUCUGUGGCAAGCCGCUCUCCCAGCCAGAAUCUUGUCAAGGGCGCCGAAUACCAUACUAGCGAUAUCUCCAAGCAGGCUGACUUCGAAGCUCUGCUUUCAACUCUCCGCCCAACCAUCAUAAUCAACGCAGCCUCCCCGCGCGCUAAAGCGGGUGCACAGGCUUCCGCGGCUACCACCAUUGCAGGAACACGCCUCUCGCUGGCUUGUGCGGCGCGGUGCCCCUCUGUCAGGGGUUACAUCUACAUCUCGAGCGCCUCAAUCGUCUCUGGGGUGCCAUUCACUCUCCUCACGGAAUCUGCCGCAACCCUGGUCAAUCCAACUUCCCACUUCGACCCUUACUCUGCAGCCAAAGCUUCAGCUGAUGCUAUGGUCCUCGCCGCAAAUGAUCCCCCACAAUUGCGGACUGCCGUUCUUAGACCAAGUGGGAUCAUCGGGGAGAGAGAUACUCAGGUCAUCCCAGCACUGCUGACGGCGCUAAAUCAAGGCAUGGCACGUAUACAGCUCGGAAACGGGAGGAGCAAGUUUGACUUCGUCUACGCUGGUAACGUAGCCGACGCAUGUGCAUGCUGUGCUGAGGCGUUGGUGAAAGAGGAGACGGCAGAUGUUCCACAAGAACAGAAAGUCGCCGGUGAGGCUUUCUUCAUUACAAACGGCGAGCCAAUCGAAUUCUGGGGAUUUGCACGUCUUGUAUGGCGUCUUGCCGGAGAUCGAACUCCGCAAGAGAAGGUGAUCGAGGUCCCUAUGUGGCUGGCAUUUUCCUUGGCAUGGUUAGCUGAGUGGGUUAUGUGGGUGGUCAGCGCGGGGACGAAGAGGCCGGAGAAGUUCAACCGGAUGCAGAUGGAGAAUUGCAGCUUAGAUCGAACUUUUGAUAUCACCAAGGCAAAAGAGCGUUUGCAGUGGGAACCAAAAGUAACCUUGGACGAAGGAGCUCGAAGAGGUGUUGAAUGGGCAGUCGCGAAGAGUGCAGAGGAAAACGGAAAGAAGAAUAUCUAGAAAUCUUCAUGGUAGGACUCUGUCGUUCUAUACUAUUGUUCUAAGCAUACACAGCAUCCAUUUGAAUCUUCCCAAUAUCUUGACGGCUGGAACUAGUUCCAACAUGUCGAAUGCCAUCGAACCCAACUCCUUUGUCCCCCCACCAAAAUAACCCUUUUUCAUCAACUGACCAAUCAUCAAUGAGGUCUACCAGAGUCUGAAAGUGACCAUAAGUUGCUGGCUGCGGACCCAGAGGUCUUCGAAAUGCCACGAAUGUAAUAUAAACAGCAAUUGCAGUUGCAAUGAUAGUAUAGAUAAAAAUCCUCGGAUAAAGCAUGAAG
Molecule: messenger RNA, 1552 nt
Organism: Mollisia scopiformis
Lineage: Eukaryota; Fungi; Ascomycota; Leotiomycetes; Helotiales; Mollisiaceae
Product: NAD(P)-binding protein
Exons: 1
Coding region: 126-1232 (368 amino acids)
Biological process (GO): steroid biosynthetic process
Molecular function (GO): 3-beta-hydroxy-Delta5-steroid dehydrogenase (NAD+) activity
Source: RefSeq, a predicted model, not a curated record